Molecule: messenger RNA, 1686 nt
Organism: Manduca sexta (tobacco hornworm)
Lineage: Eukaryota; Metazoa; Arthropoda; Insecta; Lepidoptera; Sphingidae
Product: myrosinase 1
Exons: 6
Coding region: 130-1662 (510 amino acids)
Biological process (GO): carbohydrate metabolic process
Molecular function (GO): beta-glucosidase activity
Source: RefSeq, a predicted model, not a curated record
CGUCUUAACCCCCUUGGAUUUUUUCAUCUUAUUCUUAAGUACUUUGAUAAUACAAGAGUAUCUGAUAUUUAUUACAUAAAAAACUAGGUGCUACGUAUUUCAAUAUUUAGUUUCCUUUGAGACAGCGAAAUGUUUAUUAAAGAGAGUUCUAUUUUAUUAUUGAUAUGCUGCGUUUUCAUUGCGUACUGCGAGGCGAGUGAUCGACACGAUGUGAGGAAAUUUCCUGAAGGUUUCUUAUUUGGCGCGGCUACUGCUGCGUAUCAAAUUGAAGGUGGUUUCAACGAAGAUGGAAAGAGCGAAAGCAUCUGGGAUCGCUUAAGUCACCAAGUUCCAAGCGUUGUUCAGGACGGAAGCACUGGUGACAUCGCCGAUGAUUCAUACCAUCUGUACAAAAGAGACGUUGAAAUGAUGCGGGAACUUGGUCUCGAUUUUUACAGGUUUUCUUUGUCGUGGACGAGGAUCUUGCCUACAAGCUUUCCUGAUAAAAUCAAUGCCGCAGGAGUGGAAUAUUACAAUAAUUUGAUAGACGAAAUGCUUAAAUAUAACAUCUUUCCACUGGUCACGCUAUACCAUUGGGAUUUACCACAGAAAUUAAUGGACAUGGGAGGUUGGACCAACCCACACAUUGUAGACUGGUAUGCGGAUUACGCACGUGUUGCUUUUGAGACAUUUGGAAAUAAAGUCAAACACUGGAUCACGAUAAAUGAACCGAAAGAAAUAUGUUAUCUGGGGUAUGCUACCGGACUCCUGGCUCCAAGGAUAAAAGGUUCAGGAUAUGCCGAUUACAUGUGCAGUAAAAAUGUAUUGAUGGCCCACGCUAAAGCCUAUCAUAUUUACGACGAAGAGUUUAGACCCAAGCAAAAUGGAAGUAUUUUCAUUUCUAUAAGCGCAGAGUGGAAUGAACCUGAAAGUGAAAUACACGCAGAAGCGGCUGACGAUAAAGCACAGUUCGAUUGGGGACAAUAUGCUCAUCCAAUAUUCUCGAAAACCGGUGGCUAUCCUGAGGAAAUGACGCAAAUAAUAUCAAGAAAGAGCGCUGAACAAGGUUUCUACAGAUCCCGAUUGCCAGAAUUCUCUCCCGAAGAAGUCGAAUACGUAAAAGGCACCUCCGAUUUUUUUUGUCUUAAUCACUACUCCACUCAAGUAGUCUAUAGGAACGAGUCUGCUGUUGGAUACUACGAUACUCCGUCGCAUGACGACGACGUUGGUGUGCGAAUAUAUCAGAAAGAAGAAUGGCGUAUCGGAAAGUCACAAGUUACUAUGUACGUGCCCUGGGGAUUUUAUAAUCUGUUAAAAACUAUCAGAGAGAAAUACAACAAUCCUCCUGUUUUCAUUACUGAGAAUGGUUUCGCAACUCACGGAGGUUUGGAGGACAACGACCGCGUCACCUACUACAGAGGAUACCUCAACAGCGUGCUCGACGCUAUAGAAGAUGGCUCCGACAUCAGAGGGUACACCACUUGGAGUCUUAUGGAUAACUUCGAGUGGGUGAGGGGAUACACUGAAAAAUUUGGACUGUACGAAGUGGAGUACGAGAGUCCAGCGCGCACGCGCACUCCGCGCAAAUCCGCUUUCGUGUACAAGGAGAUCAUCCGCUCUCGCUCGCUGGACCACCACUACGAACCCAACACCACUAUCAUGACCAUCGAUGAAAGACAUUAAUAUACAUUAUCAACGAAUACUAAA